This is a messenger RNA of Eruca vesicaria subsp. sativa (arugula), 2083 nucleotides long. NCBI's taxonomy places the organism in Eukaryota, Viridiplantae, Streptophyta, Magnoliopsida, Brassicales, Brassicaceae. The record is from the annotation of a GenBank genome assembly.
UCGGAAUCAAAGAAUCCCGAUUGCACGUUUUACAGAACAUUUCUUUCGCUUUCUCUCAUCACUUUCCCUGAGAAAGUAAGAAUCUCUCUUCACAAAGUCCUCUCCUUCUCACAAACAAUCGAGAAAGAGAGCAUCCACGACGGAACUAAUCUAAUCUAAUCCCAAACUUCGUCAUCUUCAGUUUUUUUUUUUCAACCCCAUUAAACGCGUUUGUGUUGACCUGUAGAAAAUGGCUAACCAAGACCGGUCAUCAAGACGAAGCUUAACCGUCACGACUUCUUCUUUGCACGGAAAGAAUAAAUCAAUGGAGAUCGGAGAACGAGGAGGCCUCGACACUGGUCGGAGAUCUCUAAACAUUUCACGUUCCACUUUGGGUUUAACGGGAGGGGAGAGGACUGUUAAACGUUUAAGACUAUCGAAAGCUCUUACUGUUCCCGCAACAACGACUAUAUAUGACGCUUGUAAAAGGAUGGCUUCUCGCAAAGUUGAUGCCUUGUUGUUGACUGACUCUAACGAAAUGCUUUGUGGCAUUCUUACUGACAAGGACAUAGCUACAAGAGUGAUCUCACAGGAGAUUAAUGUAGAGGAAACACCUGUUUCCAAGGUUAUGACUAGGAACCCAAUGUUUGUUCUUUCUGAAACACUUGCUGUUGAAGCUCUCCAAAAGAUGGUCCUAGGUAAAUUCAGACAUCUACCUGUUGUUGAAAAUGGUGAAGUGAUUGCUUUGUUAGAUAUAGCAAAGUGUCUGUACGAUGCAAUUGCUCGUAUGGAGAGAGCAGCUGAGAAAGGUAAGGCCAUUGCUGCUGCUGUUGAAGGUGUUGAAAGAAGUUGGGGAACAAACACUUCAGCUCCUAACAACUUCAUUGAAACGCUACGAGACCGGAUGUUUAGACCUUCUUUAUCAACACUUAUACCAGAUGAUUCAAAGGUUUUGAAAGUCUCACCAGAGGAUACAGUGUUGACUGUAGCAAAGAAAAUGGUUGAACUUCAACUAAGCUGUGCAGUUGUGAUGGUUGACGACAAGCUUCGAGGGAUCUUUACUUCUAAGGAUAUACUGAUGCGGGUUGUUGCUGAGAAUCUUCCUCCAUCUGAGACUACAGUGGAACAGGUUAUGACUGAGAAUCCAGAAUCUACGACAGUUGACACACCAAUAGUUGAAGCUCUGCACAUCAUGCACGAGGGGAAGUUUUUACACCUUCCUGUUACAGACAAAGAAGGAGAUGUAGUUGCAGUUGUUGAUGUAAUCCAUGUAACUCACGCUGCUGUCGCCACAGCUGGAAAUACUGCUGGAAUAGGUAAUGAGGAGACAAACACAAUGAUGCAAAAGUUUUGGGAUUCAGCAAUGGAGUUAUCUCCUAAUGAGGAAGAUGAGGACACGAGAAGUGAGAGCUCCUUGAAAGUUGCUUCUGAAGCUGAGACAGGGAAAUCAUUCCCUUUAGCAAAUACAUUUUCUUUCAAGAUUGAAGACAAAAACCACAGAAUGCACAGAUUCAUAAGCGACACUCGUAGUUUGACAGAAGUGGUAACAGCGAUUCUUCAGAGAGUAGGGAGUGAUAGUGAUCCAGACAACAUACCACAAAUUUUUUAUGAAGAUGAAGACCAUGAUAAAGUGUUGUUGGCUUCAGAUAGUGAUCUUCAAGCAGCUAUAGACCAUGCUAAAUCAAUUGGCUGGAAGAGUCUGAGAUUAUAUUUGGAUGAUUCAAAAGGAGGAAGAAGAAGAAGAGCAAUAGUAUCAGGAGAAGCAGUGGAGUAUGUACAGACAGACGCUUGGGCUGCUGCUUACAGUGGAGUUGCAGCUGGUGCAGCUUUAGUAGCUGGUCUUGGUUUUAUGGCUUAUCUCAAGAGAGCCGGACAGUGACGACACCUCAGAAAAACAAAGCAAAUUCUUUUUACAGAUUGAUGACACAAACAAAAAAGUGUGUGAUGCAAUUGAAAAGUUUGAAGAUUUUUUCUGAAGUAUUAAUAUACAAAGUCAUGUUUGAGAUUUUUCUUCUAGCUUUUCAUUUUUUUGGUAUAAAACUAACUCAUCAAAUGAGGAAUUCAAGAACAAAUGCUUAGAAUCUUCUAUAAACUGAUCACACCA